Molecule: messenger RNA, 1538 nt
Organism: Epinephelus fuscoguttatus (brown-marbled grouper)
Lineage: Eukaryota; Metazoa; Chordata; Actinopteri; Perciformes; Serranidae
Gene: med31
Product: mediator complex subunit 31
Exons: 4
Coding region: 172-567 (131 amino acids)
Biological process (GO): regulation of transcription by RNA polymerase II
Cellular component (GO): core mediator complex; mediator complex
Molecular function (GO): transcription coregulator activity
Source: RefSeq, a predicted model, not a curated record
GACUUCCGGCAAAUAUGGCUUCACAUUCUUGAUUGUGGUGUUUAAGAAAAAACAAACACACACAUUCACUCAGGAGUGAAAUUAAUCGUGUUUUAACCAAACAGUUUACGUUGUUAUUUAGAUAAAGACAGUCUGCUGUGUUCUGGACCGGAUCUGACCGCUGCUGUCGUCAUGGAAACAGAGGAACAGGCCAGGAACCGUUUCCAGUCUGAACUGGAGUUCAUCCAGUGUCUGGCCAACCCAAACUACCUCAACUUUCUGGCUCAGAGAGGUUUCCUGAGAGAAAGACCGUUCAUCAACUACCUCAAGUACCUGCUGUACUGGAAGGAACCCGAGUACGCCAAGUUCCUCAAGUAUCCUCACUGCCUCCACAUGCUGGAGCUGCUGCAGUACGAACACUUCAGGAAGGAGCUGGUCAACGCGCAGUGCGCCAAGUUCAUCGACGAGCAGCAGCUGCUGCACUGGCAGCACUACUCCAGGAAACGCACCCGGCUGCAGCAGGCGCUGGCCGAGCAGCAGCAGCCGCAGCAGCAGCCGCCGCCGCACGGCAACGCCACCACCAAGUGACGAUGAUGUCACUGAACUGUGCAGAGAAACGUGUGGAUUAAAGCUGGACUGAUGCUGGAUUGAUGAGGCAGGUGUCGAAGUUUACGAGUUUAAAAAAGCACGUUCUCUGUAAGGAUCCUUCAAACGUGACCUGAGGGACGUUUUACAGAGAAGCAAUAAACCUGACAGAUCUCUGAUCAGCUGAUGAUGACAUCACAUCAGACGGGUUGUUUGAGUCUUCAGUGUUUGGAUCCUCAUGUAGCGGACUUCAUACGGACAAAAUAAACGACAAUGUUUUGAACUUCCCGUUGGAAAUUUCAUGGUUAAAAAAAAAAAAUCGACACUCAGUUGUUGAAUAUCUUCAGUUUUCCUCCUGAAACAGGAUGACAUCAUCAGGGGAAGGACACGACUAUUUCCUGGAACUCAAACAUUUCAGUCACAGAUUUGUACAUAAAAUUUAUCAUGGGAAGAAAAAUGAAAAUACAAACUCACUGGAAGGAAGGAAGUCGUGUCAGCGGCCCGUCAGCUGGGAAGAAGCGACUUGUGGUCGCUGUGACGUGAAAACAAACGUGAUUUAUUCUCACACGCAAAAGUCUCUUUAUUUAAGUCGAUAUAAACUCUGGACAGGAAAAUUAAAGAUGGCUCAGUGCUGACACUUCUCAUUAGAAGAUGCAUCAUUUUAAGUACCAGCGUCAUUUUUUCUUCCAGCUGGUUUGUCUCUAAAAGAUUUCCUUCCAUCCAGUGAGUUCUGAUUUUUAACUUCAUUUCUGAGACUAAUUCUCAGAGUGGAUCUGUGACUGAAAUGUUGACGCAGGGCCGAGAGCUGUGACGUUCAGUCCUGGAUUCAGAGGAAGAUGUCAGAUUUUACUGGUCAAUAAUCAAUAAUAAGUGAUUCUGAUUCAUCCUGAUUCAUGUUUAUUUACACAUCCCUGAUCAUUAUUAUGAUUAUCAAUACUUUGCCUUUCUUUUUAAUAAAAUAUUUGAAACUUGAA